GAUGAGUUCUGGUUUUGUAACAGAGGCAGAAGCAGCAGAAGCCCGCAAGAGACGUCAGGAAGAAUGGGAGCGGGUACGCCAGCCGGAAGAUCCCCUUGAACGGCCAGAGGAACCGUAUGAUGGAAGGUCUCUGUACGAACGCCUCAAAGACAACAAGACGAAAAAGGACAUGGAGUACGAGGAAGCCCAUAAAUUGAAGAACCUUAUUCGCGGCCUGGACGACGACGAGGUACAAUUCCUAGAGCUGGUCGAUGCCCACAAAAUAAACACGGAGCGCCAGCAAAUGCGCGACGAGGAACUCGAACUAAAGGACUUUCGUAAUCGGGUCGAAAAGCUUCAGGAGGAGAGUGUCGAUAAAAAACUCCAGGCGGAGCUAAAGACCACAGCCAAAUCAGCUGGCUCAUCCGCAGGGCGCAAUAGUCAAAAGUCUUUACUUGGCCAGGGCAUAAAACGAAAAAAUGGUGAACUUCCUACUAGCUCCAAUAAAGUAGCCAAAUCUGAGGAAAAACCAACCGCAGCUACCGCCGCCACUACCCUGAUAACUGAUAAGUACGACCAGGGAGCAUUGAAGUGCGUCGCCGUGCUGCCUGGCAUUGGCUCCUACACAGAGUCGAGCGACUCGGAAGCCAGCACGGAUUCGGACGAACAUGAUCAUUGCUCCAGAACGGAUCUAUGCGGCCGAAAAAUACCCAAGAAGAAACAGUGCUCCGAGUAGGAUAAACCAUUUUAUUGGGGUGCUUAAAACGAAGUCACUUUCCUUGAAAAACAGAAAAUAUAGCCUAGAACGUAAACAUAGCGAA
Drosophila ananassae is the source of this 800-nucleotide messenger RNA. RefSeq names its product PSME3-interacting protein. Bases 2 to 715 code for a protein of 237 amino acids. The record is from RefSeq and is a predicted model, not a curated record. Lineage: Eukaryota; Metazoa; Arthropoda; Insecta; Diptera; Drosophilidae. Gene Ontology annotation, cellular component: nucleus. The transcript has 3 exons.